This is a messenger RNA of Leptosia nina, 624 nucleotides long. NCBI's taxonomy places the organism in Eukaryota, Metazoa, Arthropoda, Insecta, Lepidoptera, Pieridae. The record is from the annotation of a GenBank genome assembly.
AUGAAGGUCCUCAUUCUCUUAAGCUUGGUCUGCUUGGGGCUCGCAGCUCCCCAGCUCAGGAAACCCUUCCACGAGCACUUCUCCGACUUCAUAGACCUUAUCCAGGAAGAAGCUGGUCAUGAUCUGGAUCACUUGAACGGCCACUACUUGGAGUUCGAUGAGUUCACCGGCAGUCUUGAUUACAUGGCUACGAAAGACUUCAACGGUUUGGUCAAAGAGAUGGAGAGCUUGCCUGAAUUUACAGCUGUAGUUGACUUCUUAGAAGGACACGAAAUUGACAUCACCUACUACAUCGACUUGUUCAAUGAAUUCAUUGACAACCUAAGCGCAAGGAAGAAGAACACGCGCCACGAAGUUAGCGGUACCAGCAUGAGUGCCUACAUCCAGGACUCAAUUGCCCUCCUCCCCAAAGACCAAUUAGCCGCCCUUUAUGACGAGAAAAUGGAAAACGACGAAGAAUUCAAGAGGGCCAUGGACAGCCUUCAAAGCGAGGAAUGGCAAGAAAUCUGGGUUGCUCUCUGGGAGAACGAGACCUUCAAAGCUGAAGCUGACCAGAUGGCUGAGUUCGGCAUUGACCUCCAAAUGCUUCUGACAGAACUGGUUGCCAUUUUCGGCCAGAACUAA